CACAGCUGAUAUGGAAAUCAGUGUAUUAAAUAAAUUAAUAAGAUUUCGAAUGAUAAUUAUUAUUACUUCUUUCGUGAUAAAAAAUUGUUUUCAUUAUUCAAGAGACAUGCGUGUGAGUGAGGGUGAGCAAUUUAUGUUCGGAUUACUGCAAUAUAUCACAACAUACUUUGGAAUGGAUUCUAUUGAAAUCCUAACUCCAAGGGAGAUCAAGGUGGAACCAGAUGACCAAACGAAUUUGAACAAUUCGUUUUCCGCAGUUGGAUUCCCAUCGCCCUUCCCAAACCCAGCGAUGUUUACUCCCUCCCAACUGCUUAUGGCUAGUCAAUUCAUGGCAGCCUCAGGAUUGGCCAUCCCGCCAAACCCUGCAUUCUUCCAUCCAAGUUUGCUGGGACAGUUAACGUGGUCGAACACAUCUCCACCAUCUCCUCCAAACAGCAGCCAACAGCUAUCUCCAGCAACGAAGGUUAGAAAGCUCAACAUAAACAACAAUAACAAUAUCGUGACAAGUAGUACAAAUGAAUUAAAGGCUGUUACGAAGAAGAGAUGGAAGGAAGAAAGGGAAGCUGUAUCACCCACCUCCAGUUCUUCACCGCCAUCGAGCACUGACGUGAGCACCAAAGAAAUCAACAGGGAUAAACAGUUCACCUGCACCAUUUGCAACAGAUCAUUCGGCUACAAACACGUGCUACAGAACCAUGAGAGAACCCACACGGGAGAGAAACCCUUCGAGUGCCCCGAAUGCCAUAAGAGAUUCACUAGGGAUCAUCAUUUGAAAACUCACAUGCGUCUACAUACAGGAGAAAGACCGUAUCAUUGUGAACACUGUGAUAGGCAAUUCGUUCAAGUGGCGAAUUUGAGGAGGCACCUACGGGUACACACUGGGGAAAGACCAUAUGCCUGUGAGCACUGCAGCGCUAAAUUCUCUGAUUCAAAUCAGCUCAAAGCGCAUCUUCUGAUUCAUACGAACGAGAAACCGUUUGACUGCGAAAAAUGUCACAGUAGGUUCAGGAGAAGGCAUCACUUACUUCAUCACAAGUGCGGGAUGGACAAAGAAGUUAAGAUAGAAGUCGAUGAAAUGGAGGAGAUCGCUAGGACAAGACAAAGGAUCUCACCACCGACACCAAUGAUUGUACAGUCAUCUCCACUCAUAUCCCCCAAAACUCCAAUUUUAUCACUUCCUCUAUCAUCAUCUUUACCAGAACAAACGGAACCGGAAGAUUUGUCCAUGAGCACAGGCAUGCAUUCUCCAGUCUCUAAGUCACCUUGUUCUUGGGAGGCUGAGGACGAUAGGGACAGUUUCCACGAAGAUCUUCAACCUAUCGAUCUUCGAGGUAAAACUAAAUCUUAGUGUAUAUUAAUAUUUUAGAUAAUUGUGUAAGGUAUGUUGAGUCUCUCUUGAAUCCGAGUUUUUUGAACCUAUAUUUAGAUUUUGUACAUUUUUUAGUUGGGUUCAGGAAAUUUCGAUUCAAACUUGGUUAUUCUGUUUAAAAGUUGGAAAAUUUUUGUGCCCUUCGUUGAUCGUUACACAUCUCACAUGAUGUUUGGUAUACAAGUUCCUCGACCAAUAGCUUAUAAUUUCGAAGAAUCUCAUGAUAUAUAAUAGGGUUAUUGAAAUAAUUCAUCUUAAUUUAACCGGUGUUGAGUUCCUGCUUUCUAUCUUUUCGAAACAGAUACAAGAUUUGCGUUUUAGUUUUAAGUCGUUAGAUGUGAUGCAUAUUUAUGUUUAAUUACCACAGAAGCACGGCUACAAUCUAAAUAUCAAAAUUUAUUUUUAUAUUAUUUUUGUAUAUAUGUACAUUGUCGAUAGUUAGUUUAGUUUUAAGUUUUAUUUUGUUCGUGAAACGAACAUAUGGUCAGUUAGACGAAUUUGUUUUCAUUAUCUUUUUCCAUGAUGACUCAUUUCUUGGAAAUUUUUCACAUCGUCGUCGGUAAAAACUGGUAGGAUUUCGAAAUUCAGGGUUUCAUUAGGGUACGAAUUCGAACUCAUGCAACUUUGAAUGGAUGUCAGAAAGACCGCAAUACUACCUGUUACUGCUUCACUGAACUUAUUGGGGCUAUAUUGAACUAUUUUGCAUACCCAAAUGGCUUUCAACCUCUAAAGCAAUAUCACUUAAACACUAAAAACCAAGGUCGAUCCUAUUGUUUACUUGCUCCACUUUAUUGCAAGAGUGCAGUCGCUUUUGUGAAAUCAGAGCAUGCCGCUUCUUUUUCCGUGCAAUUUUAGAAAUCUGCAGGCAAUAAAUCCACCGAGGGACAAGUCCGCAACCGCAUGUCAUUUGAAUAUUACUCCCAGAAGAACAGUAGCUGAACGAACUUUCAUGUCACGGACAUUGACGGUAAAUAAAAAUGCAAAAAAUAUGUCCACCUUUAUGCUCACUGCAAGGAGGGUACCUAUUGUUGACUUUUUAAUUUAUGUUUUUACAGUCUUUUAUGAAUGUGGAAGUCAACACCGUUUUUGACCUGCAGAAGAAAUCAUUAUUCAUAUUCUAAA
Molecule: messenger RNA, 2491 nt
Organism: Coccinella septempunctata (seven-spotted ladybird)
Lineage: Eukaryota; Metazoa; Arthropoda; Insecta; Coleoptera; Coccinellidae
Gene: Kr
Product: protein krueppel-like
Exons: 2
Coding region: 11-1348 (445 amino acids)
Cellular component (GO): nucleus
Source: RefSeq, a predicted model, not a curated record